Hypanus sabinus (Atlantic stingray) is the source of this 970-nucleotide messenger RNA. It is a transcript of the gene med7, whose product is annotated as mediator complex subunit 7. Gene Ontology annotation, molecular function: transcription coregulator activity. Gene Ontology annotation, cellular component: mediator complex. Bases 102 to 791 code for a protein of 229 amino acids. NCBI's taxonomy places the organism in Eukaryota, Metazoa, Chordata, Chondrichthyes, Myliobatiformes, Dasyatidae. Gene Ontology annotation, biological process: regulation of transcription by RNA polymerase II. The transcript is spliced from 2 exons. The record is from RefSeq and is a predicted model, not a curated record.
GUGUACUGAAGGCGGGCGAGUAGGUCCGGGGCCUGGACGGGUCGUGGCUUACGUACGCCGGAGAGGCAACGGGAACGAGGGUUGCUGUUGUAUCAAGCAGCAUGGCUGAACCCCAGCAAGUGAGCUCCCUGCCCCUUCCACCGGCUCAGUACUACAAGGAGUACACUGAUGAAAAUGUGCGCAAGGGCUUCACCCCCAAGCCCCCGCCUCCCAUCCGGGACAGCUACACCAUGUUCGGUAACCAGUUCCAGUGUGACGAGCUGAUCAUCCGGCCCUUGGAGGGCCAGGGCAUCGAGCGGCUGCACCCUCCGCAGUUCGACCACAAGAAGGAGCUGAAGAAGCUGAACAUGUCUAUCUUGGUGAACUUCCUGGACUUGCUCGACAUCCUCAUCCAAAGCCCUGGCAGCAUCAAGCGCGAGGAGAAGCUGGAGGAUCUCAAGCUCCUCUUUGUGCACAUGCACCACCUCAUCAACGAGUACCGGCCCCACCAGGCUCGUGAGACGCUGCGUGUGAUGAUGGAGGUGCAGAAGAGGCAGCGCCUGGAGACGGCUGAGCGCUUCCAGAAGCACCUAGACCGCGCCCUGGAAGUGAUCCAGAGCAGUCUGGCCUCCCUUCCCGAUGACCUGUCCGAAGCUGGACACCUGCUGUCCAAGGUCAAACCGGAGCCCGUGGACAUGGAGGAUGGUGGUGGGUGUGCGCAGCCGGACGCUGCGACGGACCCUUCAGCGAAGGAGGAGGAAGUCAGUGACCAGGACUUGGCCAUGUGCGCUAUCAUUGACGACAUGACGUAGUGGCAGGACUACCGAGGAUGUGGCACCAAAGCUGUUUCCACGCGGGGGCAGCUGCUUCAAAAAUGACUGAUGUGCGUAGGAUUUCUGUGUGGUUGUUUGUGGUGGUCAAGAAUCGGUUAAACCCUGCUCUGAGCUGUGGUGGGGUUUAGAGUGGGGACUGGGGGAUGCUCCCUGCAGGG